UUCGUACCGCGUUGCUGGAUUGCACCUCUAAGGGUGAAUUCAGCUCCCCUGCAUUUUAAAGUCUUGAACAGGAGCUUCGAUGGUCAUGAAUAUCAGCCACUCCUUGCCCUCCUCCGUAUCCGGAAUAUCCUUCUCAUUCUUGUCUGCCGAAGAUGUUCGUCGUAUUUCGGUCAAGCAAAUCGUCAAUCCAAUUCUUCUUGACGAUUUGAACCGGCCCAAUUCUGGUGGACUCUACGAUCCGGCUCUUGGGCCAAGUGAUCGACAGGACAUAUGUGCAACAUGUCGCUUAACAUAUUUUACCUGUCCAGGACAUUUCGGGCACAUAGAACUUCCAGCGCCAGUUUUCCAUCCGUUAUUUAUGACGAAUAUGUAUAAUUUGCUUCGUGGAACCUGCCUAUUCUGUCACAGAUUCAAGAUGUCCAGGACAGUACUAUCAAAAUACGCCGCGAAAUUCAAACUUCUUGAGUAUGGACUGCUAAAUGCGGCUCAAGGAGUUGACGAUUUGCACCUCGCUGGUACACUUACCGAGCCGCCGAAAGGGAAGAGGAAAGGCAAAGACUUACCCAAGGAAGAGGAUGAAGCAUUCGAUGCUGAGUCGGAUGAUGAAUUUAUAUCCCGGGUGGAGGCAUAUGUUCAUCUUCAGCUCAGCCGUGCCUCUAGUAGCAAGAGGGACGAUUAUAAAGAUGCGCUAGUCUAUCAAGCACGGAAAGACUUGAUCAACGAAUUUCUGAAGAGCACAAUCCUGAACAAAUGUCACAACAAGGAUUGUUCGUCAUUCGCAUACACAUUCCGCAAGGAGAAUCACACAAAAAUUAUCGAAUAUGAUUUAUCCGAAAAACAAAAGCGUCAACAACUGAAGAAACGCCCGGAUGUUCUCCUUCUAGAAAAGGCGAAUAGGUUUACUUCUCACCAGAAAUCUCCACGCAACGAUUCUGAUGUUGAGAUGGGCUCCGCCAACACAGACAGUGAAGGAGAAGGUGAUGACCUGGAAGAAGAGGGCGAGGACGAGGACGAGGACGAGGACGACGGGGAUGAAGAAGUAUCUGGGGCGCCCCUUCCGCGUGCCGCCAAUGGGAAAAUCAAGACGAUGCGAGGACGAAAUGAGCGAAUCUUGGCUCCGGAAGAAUGCAGGGCGCAUCUUCGUCGCCUGUUCCGAAAUGAAGAGACAAUGUGCUCUUUGCUUUACGGCAAACACGGUGCCUUUGCUAAACGAAACUCUAAAGGACUUGCAGUUGCGUCUGCUGAUAUGUUUUUCCUCGAGGUGAUCCCCGUAGCGCCUACCCGAUUCCGUCCACCUGCUUCCAUGAACGACGUUCUUUUCGAACAUCCUCAAAAUGAGCUCCUGGCUAAAGUACUGAAUACAUCAUAUCGCCUCAGAGAUCUCAAUCUCAGUCUGCGAAACGUCUCUCAGAAGGGCCAUGAUUAUAAUGAGGCCGAGAAGACAAAGCUGAUGAGCAGCCUUUUGGAUGCCCUUCUUCAGAUGCAAGUCAAUGUCAACAGUUUCAUGGAUAGCUCCAAAAACCCCGCGCCCGUGAGACAAGGCAAGCUUCCUCCUGCAGGUGUGAAGCAAGGUCUGGAGAAGAAGGAAGGGUUGUUCCGAAAGCAUAUGAUGGGUAAACGAGUUAACUACGCCGCACGAUCUGUUAUUUCUCCCGACGUCAACAUUGAACCCAAUGAAAUCGGGAUUCCGCCGGUCUUUGCCACGAAGCUUACUUUCCCCGAACCAGUUACGGCAAUGAACGUCGUCGAGAUGCGCCAGCGAGUAAUUGCGGGUCCACGGGAACAUCCGGGGGCAACAAUUGUUGAGUACGAAGAUGGUCACCAGGUGUCACUGGAUAAACUUUCAAUAGAGCAAAGAACGGCAGUUGCUAACCAACUCAUGACACCUCAAGCCGAUGAGCAUGUUGGUUCUGGUAGACGUGGACUGUACACCCGGACACCAGCGAUUAACAAGAAGGUCCAUAGACAUCUUCGAGAUGGCGAUAUGUUGAUACUCAACCGGCAACCCACACUACACAAGCCAAGUAUGAUGGCACACAAAGCCCGUGUCCUACAUGGAGAGAAAACUAUUCGGAUGCAUUAUGCUAAUUGUAAUUCCUAUAACGCGGAUUUCGAUGGUGAUGAGAUGAAUAUUCAUUUCCCUCAAAAUCAGGUGGCCAGAGCUGAGGCUCAAAUGAUCGCAAACACAGACAAUCAGUAUCUUGUACCAACGUCUGGAAAUCCUCUGCGCGGACUCAUCCAAGAUCAUGUAGUCGCAGGUGUCUGGAUGACCACCCAGGAUGCUUUCUUUGAGCGUGAAGAGUAUUUCCAGCUUCUGUGUGGUGCCCUCCGAGCCGAUGAGGUUGUCGAAGAUCGUCUGGUUACUCUACCACCCACAAUAUGGAAACCUCGGCCUCUGUGGACUGGUAAACAGAUUAUCUCCACGAUUUUGAAAAACAUAACCCCGCACAAUCGAUUGGGCCUAAAUCUCACUGCUGGGACCAAAGUGCCAGGAAAACUAUGGGGUCCUUCGUCAAAGGAGGACAUAGUCAUCUUCAGGGAUGGCGAGCUCCUAUGUGGCGUCCUUGAUAAGGCUGCUUUUGGGGCCUCAGAAUACGGUCUCGUUCACUCAGUUUACGAGUUGUACGGGGCAGACGUCGCUGGGCAGCUACUCGGAAUUCUCAGUCGUUUGUUCACCAAAUUCCUCCAACACCGGGCAUUUACCUGUAGGAUGGACGACUUGACGCUCACUCCCGUUGGGGAUGCCAAGCGGAGAGACAUCCUAGAUCGCGGAAAGAACCUUGGUACGGAGGGUUCUAUUGAAAACUUCCCUUCUCUGGCGAACACACCGAAAGAAGACGUCCCCCAGGCUCUGAAGCAGCUGCUGGAAGAGGUAGUGAGGGACGAUAGCAAGAUGGCUGGAUUGGACAUGACAGUCAAGUCCAAGCUUGGGAAACUCACCUCAUCCAUCUCCGAAGCAUGCAUGCCCAAUCACCUUCUGCGAAAGUUUCCUCAUAAUCACAUGCAGGCCAUGACUCGUUCCGGUGCAAAGGGAUCAGAGGUCAAUGCCCGACAAAUAUCAUGCGGUCUUGGCCAGCAAGAACUCGAAGGUCGCCGGGUGCCCGUUAUGGUCAGCGGAAAGACCUUGCCCUCCUUCUCCCCUUUUGAGACCAAAGCAAUCUCCGGCGGAUAUGUUGCAAGCCGGUUCUUGACAGGAAUCAAACCACAAGAAUUCUAUUUCCAUUGCAUGGCGGGUCGCGAGGGUCUCAUUGACACAGCUGUUAAGACGUCCCGCUCUGGGUACCUGCAGCGGUGUCUCAUCAAACACUUGGAAGGCAUACGUCUUCAUUAUGACUACACGGUUCGGGGCAGCGAUUCCUCUGUCUACCAAUUCCAUUAUGGAGGAGAUUCGCUUGAUGUUACGAAACAAAAACAUCUCCGGCAGUUCGACUUUCUUGCCGCCAAUGAGACAUCUUUCCUUAGUCUUCUGGAACCUGUGCAGCUUAAAGAUGUUGUCGACCAGAAGACAGCUUUAGAGUAUAUGAAAAUGACUCUUAAGGCGCUCAAGAAGGAUCCCCAACAAAAUAUCUAUGAUCCCGCGUUGUCUAUAUACAGCCCUAGCCGUCAUAUGGGAAGUGUCUCCGAGGGUUUUGCUAAAGCGAGGGACGAUUACAUCAAAAAGAACCCGCACCAUCUAAUCAAGAAAAAGGGCGAAGACACUUGGUUCAAACGACGGACGAAUUUGAUUUCUAGCAGCCAUUUCAGGAUGUUGGCGAAUGUCAAGUACAUGCGCAGUUUAGUAGAGCCCGGAGAGGCUGUGGGUUUACUAGCUUCUCAAGGCGUUGGAGAGCCAUCCACCCAGAUGACUUUGAACACCUUCCAUUUUGCUGGUCAUGGUGCUGCAAACGUCACGCUCGGUAUUCCACGGCUACGUGAGAUCGUUAUGACCGCAUCUCAGAAACCCAAAACACCUUCAAUGACCAUGACAGUUCGCCCUGGUAUCCCCCAGGCGGACAUAGACAUGUUUUGUAAGCGUGCUAGCAAACUGACGCUAUCUCAAGUUGUCGAAAAGGUUACUGUCACGGAGCAACUGAAAGCCCAGGGUGCUGCCCGACGGCUGGAGUAUCUUUUCGACAUUACGUUCUUCCCCGAAACAGAGUAUAGCGCAGAACAUGAAGUCGAACCCUCCGAAAUCCUUGCAUGUUUCGCCACAAAGUUCCCUCUAACUCUCAAGAGGGAGAUUGUGAACGAGAUGAAGCGACUAGAUUCUGAUGUCAAGAGUCAGAUGGCAGAGCUAGGACGCGGAAAGAAAGUAAGGGACGAAGGCACGGCUGUCGGUGAUGGAGGAGAUGGCGACGCAGGUGAACCCACAAAGAAAAGAGGUGAUGACGAGGGUAGCGAAAUUGGCGACGGUGACGCCGAUGACACCAAACGAGCACGCCAGCGGAAGCAGCAGGCUACAUAUGAUGAUGGUGAUGAUGAGGAGGAGGAGGAGGAGGAAGAAAAAGACAUGGAAGCAGAACUAGAGGCCGAGUUUGCCUCUGAUACAGAAUCCGAGUCUGAGGAUGCGCACAAGGCUCGGUCAAAAGGGCUCCAGGAGGAUGCAAAGCGCGUGGCGGAUCUCUUCAUGGGACAUCUCCACCAGUGCGCGUCCUUUAACUUCUCCGAGUCUCGGUGUACAUUCACACUUGAGUUCUCCUCUGAAAUGCCUAAGCUGCUAUUCAUCGGUAUCGUGGAGCGCACUUGUCGCUUAACUAUCAUCCAUCAGAUUUCUGGUAUCACCGACUGCUUCCAGGUCAAAUCAGAUGGCAAAAGCGGUGACAGUAGGGCGACGCUCACAACUAACGGAUCAAACUUCAGGGGUAUGUGGGAGUUUUGUGUGCCCGAUGUUGAAGGUAUUCUAGAGGACCAUGAGACGUAUUCGAAUGACAUCUAUGCCAUUUUGAAGACGUAUGGUGUCGAGAUGGCCCGAGCUGCUAUCUUACGAGAGAUGAGUGGUGUCUUUGGCGUUUAUAGUAUCAAGGUGGAUCAACGUCAUCUGGAGCUUAUUGCAGAUUAUAUGACGUUUGAAGGCGGCUACAAGCCGUUUAAUCGGAAGGGCAUAUCCACAAAUCCAUCGCCACUGCUGAAGGCGUCGUACGAGACAACCGCAGCUUUCUUGUCCGACGCAACACUGUAUGGGGACUUCGAUGAUCUAUCAUCACCUUCUGGAAACAUUGUUUUAGGACGACCUAACUUGACCGGGACGGGAGUCUUCGACGUCGUGAUGCCUGUAGACACGCAAAUGUAG
Messenger RNA from Guyanagaster necrorhizus, 5269 nucleotides. RefSeq names its product beta and beta-prime subunits of DNA dependent RNA-polymerase. Gene Ontology annotation, molecular function: DNA binding. Gene Ontology annotation, biological process: DNA-templated transcription. NCBI's taxonomy places the organism in Eukaryota, Fungi, Basidiomycota, Agaricomycetes, Agaricales, Physalacriaceae. The record is from RefSeq and is a predicted model, not a curated record. Gene Ontology annotation, cellular component: RNA polymerase I complex. The transcript is spliced from 16 exons. The coding region runs from base 80 to 5269 and encodes 1729 amino acids.